Prunus avium (sweet cherry) is the source of this 1817-nucleotide messenger RNA. RefSeq names its product AP-1 complex subunit mu-2. Gene Ontology annotation, cellular component: clathrin adaptor complex. The record is from RefSeq and is a predicted model, not a curated record. NCBI's taxonomy places the organism in Eukaryota, Viridiplantae, Streptophyta, Magnoliopsida, Rosales, Rosaceae. Gene Ontology annotation, biological process: intracellular protein transport; vesicle-mediated transport.
AACCCAUUAUUUGACGACACUUGCCUCCUCCAGGACAAAAUCAAUUUCACCUCCAAUUCAUUGAAUUUCAUCAUCAUCAAAAACAGCACAAAUUUACCUGAACAUUUUUGCCCAUUUCAUAUGGUUUAAGAUAUAAAAGUAUGACAUAAAAUUCAAAAGCAGAGCGAGAAAAAGGUUUGAUCUUUGUGGGGAGGUGACUGCUGGGUCGGAUCCACAUCUAUCGAUCUUCAAUCCCGAUGGCCGGCGCCGCCUCGGCGCUCUUUUUGUUAGACAUCAAAGGGCGAGUGUUGAUUUGGCGCGACUACCGUGGCGAUGUCUCUGCUGCUCAGGCCGAGCGCUUCUUCACCAAGUUCAUUGAAAAAGAGGUCGAUCCUUACUCCCAAGAUCCAGUGGUUUACGACAAUGGAGUCAGCUACAUGUUCAUACAGCACAACAAUGUCUACUUGAUGAUUGCCUCGAGGCAGAACUGCAAUGCUGCUAGCUUGCUGCUCUUUCUGCAUCGUGUAAUUGAUGUAUUUAAGCACUAUUUUGAAGAGCUAGAAGAGGAAUCACUAAGAGACAACUUUGUCGUAGUGUACGAGUUACUCGAUGAAAUUAUGGACUUUGGUUUUCCGCAAUUCACUGAAGCAAAGAUUCUUAGUGAGUUCAUCAAGACUGAUGCCUACAGGAUGGAGGUGACACAGCGUCCUCCCAUGGCUGUCACGAAUGCAGUGUCUUGGCGCAGCGAAGGGAUACGAUACAAGAAGAAUGAAGUCUUUUUGGAUGUGGUGGAAAGUGUCAAUAUACUUGUCAACAGCAAUGGACAAAUAAUACGGUCAGAUGUUGUGGGGGCCCUAAAGAUGAGAACGUAUUUGAGUGGUAUGCCCGAGUGUAAGCUUGGACUGAAUGAUCGAGUGCUGCUGGAGGCGCAAGGUCGAACGACAAAAGGGAAAGCCAUCGAUCUGGAUGAUAUCAAGUUCCAUCAGUGUGUACGUUUGGCUCGAUUCGAGAAUGACCGAACUAUAUCCUUCAUACCCCCUGAUGGAGCAUUUGAUCUGAUGACAUACAGACUCAGUACUCAGGUAAAGCCUCUUAUCUGGGUGGAAGCACAGGUUGAAAAGCAUUCUAGAAGUCGUAUUGAAAUCACGGUAAAAGCAAGGAGCCAGUAUAAGGAGCGCAGCACGGCUACAAAUGUCGAAAUUCAUUUGCCUGUGCCUGCCGAUGCUACAAAUCCUAAUGUCCGGACAUCAAUGGGAUCUGCUGCAUAUGCUCCAGAGAGUGAUGCUUUAGUCUGGAAAAUUAAAUCUUUUCCUGGUAAUAAGGAGUACAUGUUGAGGGCUGAGUUUAGGCUUCCUAGUAUAACUUCUGAAGAAGCAGUUCCUGAAAGAAAAGCUCCAAUUCGUGUGAAGUUUGAAAUCCCGUAUUUUACCGUCUCCGGGAUUCAGGUCCGUUACCUAAAAAUCAUUGAGAAAAGUGGAUACCAGGCUCUUCCAUGGGUGAGAUACAUAACAAUGGCGGGCGAAUAUGAACUGAGACUAAUGUAAAGGCAACUCACAUGUCUUACAGCUUUCAAUCAAGUAAAUAGAAUACAUGCUCGGGGAAUUUUCUUUCUAUACUGCUGCCAUUACGAGUAAACUCGUCUCCAGUGAUCUUUUGCAAUGGCUGCCACACAAGUUUAUUCAAUCAAUUUUUGUGUGUGUUUUACUUUUUCUUUUUGGUUAUAAUCAACAGCAGGAGAUUUUAUUUCAGGCCCAAACUUGGUUUGUGAAAGUAGGUUAUAGGUAAUGGUGAAUACCAAGUGUAUGGCUCAGUACUUUAUUGUUGUCAUGCUUGAAUUA